Messenger RNA from Meloidogyne enterolobii, 379 nucleotides. The record is from the annotation of a GenBank genome assembly. Lineage: Eukaryota; Metazoa; Nematoda; Chromadorea; Rhabditida; Meloidogynidae.
AUGGGAUUUUUGCCAUCACUUUUGAGUGGGCAUGAAAAGCAACAUGAAACAUUAAUUAAGCUUCUUGUGCUCACAUUAUCAUCAAUUGUAGCCUUUACUGUACGUUUAUUUGCAGUAAUUAGAUUCGAGUCAGUUAUUCACGAAUUCGAUCCUUAUUUCAAUUAUCGAACAACAAAAUAUUUAACUGAAAAUGGCUAUUAUGCUUUUCAUAAUUGGUUUGAUGCAUAUGCUUGGUAUCCUUUGGGUCGAAUUAUUGGUGGAACUAUUUAUCCAGGUCAUUUUAUUUUUGAGUAAAGUAGGGAAAGAUAAGGCUGGAGCCCCACUUUUUUCUUUUCAAGUUUUUUUCCCUUUAUAUGGAUAGAAUGGUCAGUUUUCCUUA